UAGCAAGAAACGAUUCACCACACUGAUCGACGGGUUGAUUCUCUUAUUCUACCACCGGAUCCUUACGCUCGCGAAAAUCUCCGAUCGCCGGCGUUCUGGUCUUCCCGGUUCUGUCGUAACUUUUGAAACCGAAUUAGUAGCAAAGCGCCGGAGAAAAUGUCACAAGGAUGGUUUUCGAUAGGCGGAGGAAGUAGCAGCGGAGAUCAGCAGGGGGAGCAGCAGAAACCGGGGGGUUCGUCUCUGCUGGCGGAUUGGAACUCGUACGCAGCGGCGAGAGAUGUGGAGGAAGGUGGCGGUAGCGGAAGCUUUGGGUUCGACAUCGAAUCCGCCGUUAGAUCUGCCAACGACACUGUUUCUGGCACCUUCAGUGUUGUUUCGAAGGGAGUUCGAGAUAUUCCGGGGAACUUGUCGUCAGCAACCAGCAGUAUGCCAUCAGGGAAAGCCCUCAUGUAUUUCGGUUUGCUUCUCGCCAGUGGUGUCUUCUUCAUCUUCAUUGCCUUCACUAUGUUUCUUCCAGUCAUGGUGCUCAUGCCUCAGAAAUUUGCCAUCUGUUUCACCCUUGGAUGUGGAUUUAUCAUCGGAUCAUUCUUCGCACUUCGUGGCCCACAAAACCAGCUCGCACACAUGUCAUCCAUGGAGAGGCUUCCUUUAACCAUAGGUUUCAUUGCCACCAUGAUUGGUACUAUAUACGUCUCCAUGGUUCUUCACAGCUACAUUCUCUCUGUCGUCUUCUCUGUCUUGCAGGUUCUUGCGUUGGUGUACUACUGUAUAUCCUACUUCCCUGGAGGAUCAUCCGGCAUGAGGUUCCUAAGUUCUGCUCUCACUUCAUCUGUUCUAAGAGUUUUUGGGAGAUGAGCUUUUCGCGGGAGAAAGAACAAAACUUUACUUCUAUCUGGUGUAUAGAGUUUUUUUUUCGAAAAGACAAUAUGAUCCUUAAAGAGAUGUUAAAAGGAAGAAACCAACUGAUGCUAUCACUCUUUUUUUUUUUUUUACUAUGCUGUUGAUUACUGGUGGGCAUAUAUAUAAUGUUUUGUUUGUUGUU
Raphanus sativus (radish) is the source of this 1042-nucleotide messenger RNA. Its product is annotated as protein transport protein sft2-like. Gene Ontology annotation, cellular component: membrane. The coding region runs from base 157 to 855 and encodes 232 amino acids. Lineage: Eukaryota; Viridiplantae; Streptophyta; Magnoliopsida; Brassicales; Brassicaceae. The transcript is spliced from 4 exons. Gene Ontology annotation, biological process: vesicle-mediated transport. The record is from RefSeq and is a predicted model, not a curated record.